Molecule: messenger RNA, 1676 nt
Organism: Cherax quadricarinatus
Lineage: Eukaryota; Metazoa; Arthropoda; Malacostraca; Decapoda; Parastacidae
Source: RefSeq, a predicted model, not a curated record
CAGGGGGGGUCCGUGUGAGUCUCAGUCCGGCGGUGACCCGCUGAGAUAGGACCAAAAAAAAAAAAGGCGUAGCCUACGAAGGGGUUCUCGUGUGUGUUCCGUAGCCUUGAUAGUGGCUACAUUGUGGGAUACUCCGGAUACCCCCUUGAUCUACUGCUACCUCCAUCACUACCAACUCUAUUUCAACCACCAACAAUAGCAAACACCACUUACACCACCAAGAGGAGUACUGACACCACAACCCUCAAGAUCACCACCAUCGUCUCUAUCUGCAGCAUCUCUUCGCCACUAAAAUGAAGGUGCCAAUAGAUACCGCCUCCAUCAAUGUUGGAAUUCUGGGUCUGGCCUAUAUGUUCGUCUUUACCUCCUUCCAGACGCAGGGUAACAUGCAGCAAGUGGUGAUCAAGAGUAUCAAAAUAGAAAACCCAAACUUCGAAGGCUCUGGUUACACAUCACUGGCAAUUAUUUACGCAGUUUUCGCCAUUUUCAACUGGCUGUCUCCAUCAUGUCUCAGUUACCUUGGUCCCAAAGUCACCAUGAUCAUUGGGGGCAUUACUUAUGCAAUAUUCAUCGCUGGAUUCUUGUGGCCUCAAACAGUUAUUCUCUAUUUAACAUCUGUUUUGGUGGGUGCUGGAGCUGCAUUGAUCUGGACUGGUCAGGGAAAUUAUCUCACUCUCAUGUCCACUCAGAAGACAAUGUCUCGCAACUCUGGAAUCUUCUGGGCUAUGCUUCAAAGCAGCAUGUUAUUUGGCAACCUCUUUGUAUUCUACCAAUUCAUGGGCAAAGAUGUUAUUGACCAUCAUACACGGACUAUUGUGUUUUCGGCUCUGACAGUUGUUGGUAUCAUCGGUAUUGGCAUUAUGUGUUUGUUACCAAAACCUGGCGCAGAUGGCAGUGGUCGUGCUGAUGAAAGUCUAGGCAGUCCCUUUGAGGCUUUGAAAAAGUCUUUCAAUCCUUCAAAACAAAGGACAUGAUUCUUUUUUUCUGCAACAUUUUUCAAAUACACAGGAAUUGAACUGUCAUUCUUCAGUGGAGUUUAUAGUGCUUGUUUGAGUUCAACCCUUAGAUUUCCUGAUCCAAAACGCCUUGUAGGACUUUCAGGAAUGUUUAUUGGUGCUGGAGAGAUAUUAGGAGGAGGAGUAUUUGGCAUCUUUGGUUCUAAAACUGUUAAAUAUGGUCGAGAUCCCAUUGUGCUUUUGGGAUAUCUGAUACAUAUGGUCUGCUUCUUCCUCAUAUUCAUGAAUUUGCCAACAGAAUCUCCUUUGACGAAUACAAAAAGCCCCUCAUUUUUGCCACUUGGUCAGCCAAGUGAAGUGAUUGCCAUGAUGUGCAGUUUCUUGUUGGGCUUUGGAGAUGCUUGUUUCAACACUCAGAUUUACUCCAUACUUGGAACUGUUUAUGAAGAUAAUUCUGGACCUGCUUUUGCACUUUUCAAGUUCACUCAAUCCCUCUCAGCUGCUGCCUGUUUCUUUUACUCAAGUGUAUUUGAACUAUACUGGCAUCUUGCAGUCUUAGUGGUUUUUGCUACCAUAGGUACAUUGACAUUCUGUAGUGUUGAAUGGAGGGCUCAUCGUCGCCUGAAGGCUAAACCAGAUACAACGGCUUUUGACUGAAGGCCACUUAUUGAAUAACCUGUAUAUGUAAACUAGUUUUUAUAAUAAAAAUGUACACAUUAA